Messenger RNA from Prunus armeniaca (apricot), 567 nucleotides. Lineage: Eukaryota; Viridiplantae; Streptophyta; Magnoliopsida; Rosales; Rosaceae. The record is from the annotation of a GenBank genome assembly.
AUGCCCGGCCUUAAUUCAAAUUUGGUAAGUCAUACGCUAAAUAUUGAGCUCGGUACAAGACCUGUUGUACAACCAAGAAGGAAUUUUCAUCCUGAAAUUGAGAAGCAAAUCAAGGUGGAAAUUGAAAAACUGUUAGCUGAUGGAUUCAUCAAGCCAAUCAAACACCCGACGUGGCUAGCAAAUAUUGUGCCUGUGAAGAAGAAAACUGGGGUAAUCAGGAUAUGCACAGACUACCGUGAUCUCAAUCGAGCUUGCUCAAAUGAUGAAUUCCCGCUACCCAACAUGGAUAUCUUGAUCGAUUCAACCUUAGGUCAAGGCUUAUUGUCAUUCAUGGAUGUGUUCAGUGGCUAUAAUCAAAUCAAGAUGUCACCCAAGGAUGCUAAGAAGACAGCCUUUCGAACGCCCUAUGAAAAUUUCUACUACGAGGUCAUGUCGUUCGGUCUCAAGAAUGCCGGUGCUACCUACCAACGGGCCAUGAUGGCAGUGUUUCAUGAUAUGAUGGGAAAAGAGGUGGAAGACUACGUGGAUGAUCUUGUAGUAAAAUCCAAAACCAGAGGAAGUCAUUAG